AAUGUCAGAAGAACAGGAGAAAGAUCGUGCUUCACCGUCAAUUCGACAAAGUCGGCUACCUUUUCAAUCUUUAAAUAGCCCAACAAAAAAUGAAAAAAAGAGAAAGCAUAUAAAUGAUCAAGGCGAUAAUAAGUCUGAUUCAAAAAGACGAAAAUCAGGUCUUGAAUUUCUUGAUCAAUUUUUAAAGGGUAAAGCCCAGAGUCAAAACUCGAAAACAUCUGUAACUGUGAAAAGUGAAAACGAGCCGACAGAUGAUUUGAGUUCUAGUGAAAUUGAAGAGAGCGAUAAUGAUAAUGAUAACUUUGACAAUGAAGCCGAUGUUUCUAUACUGUCUGAGGAGCCAUCUUUUAUUUCAAGGACUGAUUCAAACGCCGAAGUUCAAGAAGUUUCAUCUACAUCCACAGACACACCAUUAAGGGAUAAAAACGAUUUAAAAAUGAAAAAACGUAAAACGAAGCUUACGGAUGCAGAAAAGGGAGAAAGAGAGAGACAGAAGCAACUUCGUUUGAAAGAAAAAACAGAAAAACAAAGGAUGAAAAAAGAGCUAAAGGAGAGAAAAGAGGAGGAAAGACUUAAGCUGAAGGAAAUGAAACUGGAAGAAAAACGAAUGAAGUUGAAAGAAAAAGAAGAGAAAGACAUCGAGAGACGACAAAAGAAAGAAGAGAAAGAAGAAGAAAAACGCCAAAGAAAAGAGGCAAAAGAGCGAGCACGAAUCCAAAAAGAGGAACAAAAUAAGCAAAAGCAGGAAGAAAAGAGACAAAUUGAGGAGGAAAAGAAAAAGCUUGAGAACGAAAAAAAAAAACGCCAGCAAAAAUGUCAAGCUGCCUUCCUUGGUUUUUUUUCGAAGGCUCAAAGACCUGAGCAAUCAUCCCCUAAGUUUAACAAAGAUGAAAGAUUUCUACCAUUUCAACUUGGGAAAAAGCAAAAAUUAGCUCCAAUAUAUCGCACAAAUAUUAGUUUUUUAGAAGAACGUUUGUCAGAAUUGGACUACUUCCUCUCCCAUCAGAAUAGCAAACAUAAUUAUUUAAAAACUCUGAAAAGUGACACAUAUCAAAUCGGAAAAUCAGAGCCAACCUGGACUAAUAAAGACGGCGACGUUGUACUGGUUGCUGAUGAAAAACCUACGUUACCGUGGAGAAAGGCUAAGCUAUUUCAGUUUCAUGAAAAUAAUAGACCAGCUUAUUAUGGUACAUUUAAGAAAAAGAGUAUAAUCGUUACUGCACGUCAACCAUUCGGAAAAGAUGACAACUUAGAUUACACUGUUGAUAGUGACGAAGAGUGGGAGGAAGAAGAACCAGGUGAAAGUAUUUCGCAUAGCGAAGGAGAAGAUGACGAUGAGAAAGUCGAGGAGGGUGAUGAUGAUGAGGAUGACGGAUUCUUUGUGCCUCAUGGCUAUUUGUCUGAUGAUGAAGGUUGUGAGGAAGAUGAGGCUGAUGAAAAGCUCAAUCCGGAAAAGUUGAAGGCCCGCCAACUGGCUAUGGCUCGCAAGUUUGAAGAGGAAAUCAAGGAGCAACCUAAAACUCUGAGACCGCUAAUAGUAGGAUGUUGCUGGAGUAACAGCGCAGAAAAAGUACAAGCAAAAUUUCUAAAGAUUCUGAAGCAAUAUACCGUUGAAAUUAUAAUCGAAACCCCAAUUCAACUUGAAAAUAUCUGCCACUCAACACCAUCACAUCAUGACAUGUCGGAUUGUGGGGAUAGUUCUAGAAAGGGUUCAGCUCUAACUAAGCCUAUACCAAAAGAAGCUAUGCCACAUCUGAUACGCUUUCUUCAUGGGAAUUGGAACAGCCGUGAAGCUAUCAUUCGGGAAUUUAGACAAUUUUGGUCCAAAAAAAGUCAAGAAGGUGGAAACGAGAGCGGAACCAAUUCCGUUAUCUCGAAGCGUCAAUUAGAAAUUCGAAUCAAAGCGAUUGCUGCUUAUGAUAAACGAACGGAUUAUAAGAAUCGAUGUUGGUAUGUGAAGGAGAGUGUUAUAAAUGAUUAUGCAGUGACUGAUUUAAAAAUACCUAAUCCAUACGCCAAAGAGAUGGAAUUGAACAACGUUAAAGAAGUUCGUCGAGUUGACGAUUCAAAGAAAACUUAG
Dimorphilus gyrociliatus is the source of this 2080-nucleotide messenger RNA. Lineage: Eukaryota; Metazoa; Annelida; Polychaeta; Dinophilidae. The record is from the annotation of a GenBank genome assembly.